UAGGGUUAAACGUAAUUAAAUUUUUGUUUUUGCCUAGUAGCCGGCUAGUAGCUUACCGGAACGAUGCGUAUCCGUUGCUGGUAGCUCAGCUGGCAUUCAACUGUCGUAUUUAUUUUUCCUUUAUGUAUUGUAUGUAUGUAUGUAUUUCCUUUAUGUAUUGCGGUACAAUAGCGGAGGUGUUUUACCAUCUCUAGCUGACAUGUAUAAUGAUGAUGAUGAUGAUGAUGAUGAUGAUGAUGAUGAUGAUGGUGAUGAUGAUGAUGAUGAUGAUGAUGAUGAUGAUGAUGAUGAUGAUGAUGAUGAUGAUGAUGAUGAUGAUGAUGAUGAUGAUGAUGAUGAUGAUGAUGAUGAUGAUGAUGAUGAUGAUGAUGAUGAUGAUGAUGAUGAUGAUGAUGAUGAUGAUGAUGAUGAUGAUGAUGAUGAUGAUGAUGAUGAUGAUGAUGAUGAUGAUGAUGAUGAUGAUGAUGAUGAUGAUGAUGAUGAUGAUGAUGAUGAUGAUGAUGAUGAUGAUGAUGAUGAUGAUGAUGAUGAUGAUGAUGAUGAUGAUGAUGAUGAUGAUGAUGAUGAUGAUGAUGAUGAUGAUGAUGAUGAUGAUGAUGAUGAUGAUGAUGAUGAUGAUGAUGAUGAUGAUGAUGAUGAUGAUGAUGAUGAUGAUGAUGAUGAUUGA
This is a messenger RNA of Dicrocoelium dendriticum, 667 nucleotides long. The record is from the annotation of a GenBank genome assembly. NCBI's taxonomy places the organism in Eukaryota, Metazoa, Platyhelminthes, Trematoda, Plagiorchiida, Dicrocoeliidae.